Messenger RNA from Bipolaris oryzae ATCC 44560, 1755 nucleotides. RefSeq lists its product as uncharacterized. NCBI's taxonomy places the organism in Eukaryota, Fungi, Ascomycota, Dothideomycetes, Pleosporales, Pleosporaceae. Gene Ontology annotation, cellular component: mitochondrial inner membrane. Bases 1 to 1755 code for a protein of 584 amino acids. The transcript has 3 exons. Gene Ontology annotation, biological process: mitochondrial respiratory chain complex IV assembly; protein insertion into mitochondrial inner membrane from matrix. Gene Ontology annotation, molecular function: membrane insertase activity. The record is from RefSeq and is a predicted model, not a curated record.
AUGCUGCCAAGUAGAGGGCUGCGGCCUGCCCAAAUUGUGCCCUUGGCCUCGCGACAAUCAUCAAUACUUAGAUCAACAGCUACAAGGAAGUUCUCGUCGCUUCCCCGUACAGCUGGCCUCGCUUCACAGUCAUGUCGAACAAGCCCGCUCCAACCUGUACAGUGGAGGAAGGGUGCGGCCGGGACUCAUAAUGCCAUGCUGAGCGCUUCGUCUGUCCGAUAUGCUUCAUGGUACGCGCCUUGGAGCUGGGGUAGUUCCGCCAAACCUGCCGACGCCAGUUCCGCUCUGCCCUCGAAUCAAGUCCCAAUUGCCGAAUUCUCCCACCGUCAUACGACCGAGUUUGCAAAGCAUGCAGAACCUGCCGUGAGCACAGCCACUCCCGAACUUGCGCCUGCAACAAUUGAUAAACCCGCUGUCGUGGAUGGGGUGUCGAGCUCAGCCAAUACGGUUGCAGAGAAUGCGUCUAUUAUCGGCGAAUCCAAGACGCUUGACAAUGUGCUUGAGAGCGAUCCAAUCAAAGAUACACUCACUGCCGAAAUCGAUCCUACUCGCCUUAUUGACCACGCCGGACAACUGAAGGAACUAGGCUUAGACUACGGCUGGGGGAUGACUACGCUUUUUGAAAAGUGCAUCGAGACUAUUUACCUACAGUCAGGUUUGGGCUGGGCCGGAUCCAUUCUGAUUGCUGGUGUAGUAGUGCGUGGAGCAACGUUUUUUUUCCAGGCUCUUAGCUCAGACAAGAUGGCAGCCAUGGCCGCUCUAGCACCUGUGACAAAGCCUCUACAGGACAAGAUGGAGGCUGCCAUUGCGCGGGGUGAUAAGCAACAGGCGGAUCUAUACAGGAUGCAACAGGCCGAAAUCAUGAAACCGUACGUCGGAGGCAUGGCUUCCAUGGGAGGUUUCAUGUUCAUGCAAGCCUGGAUUGGAUUCUCAGCUUUCAGGUUUCUGAGAGCUAUGGGCGAGCUGCCUGUGCCUGGCAUGGAACAAGAUGGUUUCUUGUGGUUUACUGAUUUGACUUCGCGUGACCCAUACUUUCUUUUGCCGGCUGCGACAACGGCCGUCAUGUACACUGUCUUCAAGAAUGGAGGCGAGGUCGGUGUACAAAAUGACGUCGGUCAGGCUGCACAACGCCAAAAACUAUUUACUGGUCUUGCAGUUGUGCUCGGUCUGGUGACUGCUUUCCAAGCCGCAGCUCUACAACUUUACUUCCUUGUGUCUGGUGUCAUGGGUGGUAUUACUGGUUGGAUGCUGCGUCAAAACGGCUUCCGGCGCAUGAUUGGUAUCCGCACCCUACCGAGCAAAAAGAGCAACGAGCUCUACACCAAGGUGGCACAAGGCGAGCUGAAGUUGAACGACAUCAAGGGACCUGACGGCAGGAUCCGCUACCAGCCGCCCACUCCCAUCCGUAAAGCUCCCGCUAACCGCCGCCAAAUCUCUGGCAUCAACAUCAAGCCCGGCGUGGCUAUCCCUGCACAUCUCCAGGCUGAGGCGCCUAAGGUGGACCGUACCCGUCCCGACCGCGAUGUUGAUUUCGAGGAGGGUGCAGCGGGUAAGCCGAUGAUGGAGAAGCUGGAUUACUACAGGAGGAACUACCGACUCAGCUACAUGUGGCGUAGGUUCAACGACAGCGCCGAGUCAUGGACGAGGAAGAUGGGCUACGGAGGUAAGAAGAUGACUACCGAGGAGGCCAAGAGAAAGAGGAAGGCCGAGGAGUAUGAGAUUGAGCGUCGACGGAGAUUUGAAAACAGGUCGUAA